Messenger RNA from Lytechinus pictus (painted urchin), 2776 nucleotides. Its product is annotated as mitogen-activated protein kinase kinase kinase 10-like. The record is from RefSeq and is a predicted model, not a curated record. Lineage: Eukaryota; Metazoa; Echinodermata; Echinoidea; Temnopleuroida; Toxopneustidae. Gene Ontology annotation, cellular component: cytoplasm. The transcript is spliced from 2 exons. Gene Ontology annotation, biological process: protein phosphorylation; signal transduction. Bases 595 to 1548 code for a protein of 317 amino acids. Gene Ontology annotation, molecular function: ATP binding; protein kinase activity; protein binding.
UAUGCGCUCGCUAAAGCUAUUCAUACUGCAAAUGGCUUCUUCCACUAAAGCGAGAGUGUGCAUUGCAUGGACCAGUGCAGUACCACUGUUGGUAGACGAUUUUUUGGCGUAAAGCUGUGUACGUGUGAAUGCAAUGGCGUUUCCUGUAGAAUAUACACCUGUGCCGCUCGUAAUGUAGAUUGGCAUAUUUUGUGAUGGACUCGGAGACCUACUUAUUGCCAUUAGAAAUGAGCUAACAUAGUGAUUCUAACGUGAUUCUUCUCAUAAUGGAGCCUGGAAAAUGCCCGCUACUUUGACGAAUAUGGUGAAUUUAGUCGAGAAUUUUGGAAUGUGUGCUACGUGGAACCUGCAAACAUAACGGGUAGAUCCUCAUCAUCGGGAGCCAGCUAACAAAUGUGGGGAGGGUGUGUGUGUGUAUUUGUGGAUAGCUCGGUAAAUACGAUGCAGUCAGCUGCUGGAAAAUGAAGUGGACGAAUGUCAACUUCAGUAAAAGUUGACUGCGUCAAGGUUAAUGUGGAAUUAAUGUAUUGGAAUUAUAUAGAAUAGGAUCAUUUUUAUAUCAUUGCCAAAUUUACUUAUAAUCUUCCAGUUAACAUGGCACAAAACCAUGAAUUAAGCACCUCGCCCCUGACAGGUGGUGGUCAGGUUUCGCUAACGAGAACACUUUCAGGGGGCAGUGAGAGCACAAACCAUAGUCUAAAUCUUGGUGCUCUCCCUGUGACUAGUCUAUGCACAGCAAUGUAUGAUUACGAAGCCACGGCAGACGACGAACUGACCAUUCACCGGGGCGACUUGGUGGAAAUAAUCUCCAAAGAUCACGCUGUUUCAGGCGACGAUGGAUGGUGGAUGGGCAAAGUUGGUGACCAACAAGGGAUAUUUCCGAAUAAUUAUGUCAGCGAUUCGCAGUUCAUCCUCGAAAAGGAAAUUAAUUAUGGAGUUAACGAAAUUGAUUUCAACGAAAUACAGCUGAACGAGUUGAUUGGUGUUGGUGGUUUUGGGAAGGUUUUUCGCGGAUCCUGGAGAGGAGAGGAAGUCGCAGUGAAAGCUGCGAGGCACGACCCGGAGGAAGACGAUAAUAUGAGAUCAACUAUUGAUAAUGUUAGACAGGAGGCAAAACUCUUCAGUUUAUUAUCGCAUCCGAAUAUUAUAUCACUUAGAGGUGCAUGUCUUCGGGAACCUCAUGUGUGUAUAGUUAUGGAAUAUGCAAGGGGAGGCUCGCUGAACAGGUUACUUGUUAGUAAGAGGAUGCCGAUGCCGCCAAACGUUCUAGUAAACUGGGCUUACCAAAUCGCCGAUGGCAUGAACUACCUCCACUGGGAAGCUCCAAUCCCGCUCAUCCAUAGGGAUCUCAAGUCUAGCAAUAUUCUCCUUGAUCAGAAAGUUGAACAUAGUAAUAUGUACAACAUCCAGCUGAAGAUCACUGACUUUGGUCUGGCCCGUGAGAUGUACAAGACCACAAGGAUGAGUGCUGCAGGGACGUACGCCUGGAUGGCACCAGAAGUCAUCAAGUCAUCGCUCUUCUCCAAGAGCAGCGAUGUCUGGAGGUAGGUUCAGUAACAAUGAUAUUUAGUUCUUGCAUAUGCUUCAGCCCAGCAAGCCUUUUCUGAAACAGCGCACAAUCAUUUCAAGGAAUUUAUUCCUGUCAGGUGCCCAUGUACCUUACCUGGGUUGAGUGUAGAUGUAGCACAAUGUGGAUCAUUUUGCUGAAGGAAAUUAUGCCACAAGUGGUUGGGAUUCCAACCCAUGACCCUCUGUUUCAACGUCAGAAGACUAAUCCACCUGGCCACAAUGCUUGACAAAGUGUUCCAGGACAGAAACCUUUGUUUAGCCUGGUAUUGAUUUACUGGUUCAGUCGGAUGUUUUGGAGAAGUUGAGUGCUGUUUUUACAAAAUUUCAACAUAAGUAAUUGAGUUCAAAAUAUUUUUUUCGUGGGAGAUAAAAAUCAACAUGAAUAAGAGGAACCAUGUACUACUCCCCACUAACAACAGAAACCUUAUUCGGAUCCCGAAAUAACACUAAUUGGUGGGGUGUUCAUGUAACACCAUAUUUGGUGUUACAUUCAAGCAUUUGGGUGAUUUCAAGUUUAGAGUUGGUGCUGGAAGCACAAAUUUGAUUGUCUUUCCUUUAUCCAAUUCCUACUGUAAUCUGAGUUUACAAAUAUGAUCCAAAUCAUAUUAUUGAUAGCUCAGUCCCUAGUGACCAGUUUCAUUUGAAGUUUGUUGCUAUGAUGACAUAAAUAUUGACCAAACACUAACACCUACCAAAUUUAAAAUCACCCAGUGUAUGAUUGAUGGUGAAAAGCAUCUCUGGUAGUGCAGUGUUGUCUGGGAAUGGAGGUAACUGAAAUACGCAUGAAAUGCAUUCUUAGCCUAGUUUUGAUUUACAAUUUCAGUGGAUGUUUUGAGAAGUGGAGUGCAGGUUCUUGUCAUGGUUGGUUUAAUUAGUUAGCGGUGACAUGUGUAGUGAGUGGAUUGAUGGUGAAAGUCAACCAGGAUGUGAAUGGAUGGAGGCCCAAUUCAGGUGGAUGGAGAGAUGAAUGAGAAUGCUGUAGAGAUACGGAGAAGAUGAAAAUUCCAUCCUGUCUUUUAUAUCAAUAUUAUUUGGAUAAGAAAAGGCCACUUUAAAAAAGGGCACAGUUUUUAUAUUACUACUACAACUAAUUAUAAAAAUAUAAAAAGGGCAAAACUAGGGCAGUGAAAGGGGCAUUGACGCCAAUCAUUUGGGCAUUUAAGGCCAUAGCCUUGGAUACAUUAAAUGAGAACUAGAACGAUAAUGC